Musa acuminata AAA Group (dessert banana) is the source of this 2108-nucleotide messenger RNA. RefSeq names its product TOM1-like protein 4. Gene Ontology annotation, molecular function: phosphatidylinositol binding; ubiquitin binding. The transcript is spliced from 10 exons. The coding region runs from base 341 to 1891 and encodes 516 amino acids. NCBI's taxonomy places the organism in Eukaryota, Viridiplantae, Streptophyta, Magnoliopsida, Zingiberales, Musaceae. Gene Ontology annotation, biological process: protein transport to vacuole involved in ubiquitin-dependent protein catabolic process via the multivesicular body sorting pathway. The record is from RefSeq and is a predicted model, not a curated record.
GGCUCUACUUGUCGUUCAAACCAGCCCUCCUCCUUUUGGCCGCUCUUGUGUGGUGUUGGAUCCAUUGACAACUACUGCUGUAACCACAAAGACUGGUAGGAGAAACAGAAGAACACGCAUAGGAAUCGAAGUCAAUGUCCGCCCAUCUCCGCUUCCAUCCUCUCCGUCGUUCUCUCUCUCUCUCUCUCUCGCAUUUCUUCGAACGGCCUCCAACCCGACGACUCAUUGCCUUCUCUGUCCAUAAUUCUUUCGUCCUCCCUAAGAUAAGAAUCCAACAAGAGACAAGGAAAGUCUUUGCCCCUCUCUCCCUCUCUUUCUUUGCGGUAGAGGUCGGUUUGCGAUGGCUACCGCUGCGGCGUUUGCGGAUCGGGCGACGAGCGAUGCGUUGAUUGGUCCAGACUGGGCGAUCAACAUGGAGUUGUGCGACAUUAUCAAUAUGGAUCCUGGACAGGGCAAGGAUGCACUCAAAAUACUGAAGAAGCGCCUCGGAAGCAAGAACCCUAAAAUCCAACUUCUGGCACUUUUUGUGCUAGAAACCCUAAGCAAAAAUUGCGGAGACAAUGUUCACCAGCAAAUUGUCAAGCGGGAUAUUUUACAUGAAAUGGUUAGAAUAGUGAAGAAGAAACCAGAUUUAAGUGUAAGAGAGAAGAUAUUAGUGCUGAUAGAUACAUGGCAGGAAGCUUUUGGAGGAGCAGGAGGAAAAUAUACCCAAUAUCAUGCUGCAUACCAAGAACUUAGGGCCACGGGAGUUGAGUUCCCACCUCGUACAGAAAACACUGCAGCAAUUUUUACUCCUCAAACGCACCCAGUACCAUAUCAACCUGCUACAUCAAUAUAUGAAAACAUGGCUUUAGAAUCUUCACUUCAAUCUGAUGUUUCUGCUUUCAGCUUGCAAGAUAUCCAGAAUGCUCGAGGAAUAGCAGAUGUGUUAUCUGAGAUGCUCAAUGCAUUGGAUCCCAAGAACCCAGAGGACUUAAGACAAGAAGUUAUUGUUGACCUUGUUGAACAGUGCCAUUCUUAUAAAAAGCAUGUCAUGCUUCUCGUGAAUAGUACUGGGGAUGAAGAGCUGCUUUUUCAAGGUCUGGCACUGAAUGAUGACAUUCAGCUUGUACUUGAACGACAUGAUAAUAUGUCGAAGGGAACUGCUCCAAGUGUCAGGGCCCCAGUUGCUUCACCUGUACCUCUUGUUAAUGUAAUCUAUGAGGCUGAUCAGCUUGAGGAUGAUUUCUCCGAGCUAUCUCUCAGGACUUCAAGAGAUAAUGCAACAGCACAUGGUCGGAAAGCUUCUACCGCCAAAAGUCGAAGCCCUUUUCUUCCUCCACCUCAACCAUCAAAGCCAAUCAGCACAGACGCAAGCAGAGUAAAUUAUUCAAGUGGUGAUGUUUUCAGAUCAGAACAAGCACUGGAUGCUCCUGCUGACCCACCUGUGCCACCUGCUACUUUAUCACCUGUCAUCCCUUCUGCUUCAGCUCCAUCUUUGGAGUCUGAUGAACUGCCCAGGUAUGAUGAACCUAUUCAAGCAGCAAAAUUCAGCACAGACCAACUUCCAAAGGUUCCUCGGGAACAUCAGCCUUCUGGUUUAUUACCACCUCCCCCAUCAAAAUACGGCCAAAGACAGCAGUUCUUUGAGCAGCAGAAGCAUGGCUUAUCUGGUGGUGACUCUGGUGUAUCUUUCAAUGGAUCGUUAGAUCAAAACCGGAGCCUCUAUUCUAAUCAAGAAAAUACCAGUUUGGGCCCAAAACAUGAUCAACAACAUUUGGAAGGGCAGAACGUGUCACCAUCAACCAAACAAAUGAAACCUGAGGAUGCACUCUUCAAAGAUUUGGUUGACUUUGCAAAGGCCAAAUCAUCUUCACCAACCAAACCGUCCAACAGUCAUAGAACACGCUAAGUGGUUUCUCAGUCAGGUCUUGUGCAUUUCAUUGUGUUGUUUAUAAUCUUUUUAUCAGGCUAGGGGAGGGCAUAGUUGUAGUAAAAUAAAGGGAGACAUUUAUGUGUUUGAUUCUUAGUUGGUUUGGUUAUUCUGUGGUGUAUAUGAUGAGGAGAGUAAACUUGUUAUCCGAUGUUAGAAGAGAUAUUGCUUCAUUUAUACAUUGUGACUUAUGCCA